GUGUAAACAACAGAGGUACGAAGUUACAGUUUGUCUUUACUAGCUAAGUUAGGUCAAGUAUAUUGUAUUGUUUGUUGAAUUUAAAACACGAUUGAAAUUCUCCAGUGUUUUUUCAGUUGGCUAAUUUCGGCUAUGAGUGGAAGUGAAGUAAACCUGAAGGAUGCUGAAUCGUUGUGUUUGAUACAUGAGGAUCUGCUCAAUCAGGCAAUAUUGGAGCAAAAUCCUAAAGAUGAAGUUGGGGGCAAUUUCAAUGAAGAGGGAAUCCACUUUGAUGAAAUCCUUAAACUAGGUCUGGAAUACAGAAACAUCCUGAGGAUUGACCACUUGUGGGAAUUCACAUCCUUGACCAGACUCAAUCUGAAUAACAACUAUAUUGAAAUCAUUGAGGGCCUUGAUCGUCUGAUUAAUCUGACAUGGCUUGAUCUGUCAUUUAACUGCAUAGAAAAAAUUGAAGGUCUGGAGUCCUUGCGGAAGCUGGAGCUGCUGAAUUUGUCCAGCAACAAAAUCUCUGUUCUUGAAAACAUGGACACACUCGAGGGACUCACUCAUUUCUCCAUUGCAAACAACCUCCUUGGACAGUUGGACAUCGUACUCUAUCUCAGGAAGUUUAAGAACAUGUUCAACAUCAACCUACUUGGAAAUCCUUGCAGUAAGGAAGGCGAUUAUACAUUUUUCAUCGCAGCCUUCUUCCCAGACUUGAAGUCCCUAGACUACACUUUACUUGACGAGAAGACAAAAGAAGAAGCAUCUGUCAAAUACCACGAUGUCCUCGAAGAGAUGAAAUGUAAUGAUCUGCAGAAGCAACAAGCUGAAAAGGCUAAGCAAUGCAAGGAAGCUGAAGUCCAAUUACACACUGAUGCCUUUGUGGAGUUCCUGAAUGACUCUAAACUGUUUAAGAGCAUGUUCAACGACGAUCAAGAGGCAGAUAAACUACACUGUGUGCCUGAAAUUGCUCGUCUGCUUCGAACAUAUCCUUUUAUUCAAGAGGGGGUAAUAAUAAUAUUAUGUAAUCACAGGAAAAAAGCUCUUGAAUUCCUUAACCAUACUCUUACAUUUGAGAAAGAAAUGGUGGAUCUGUGCAUGCAGUUGUUUGAAACAGGCUUGGCUGAACAUAAGCGAAGGGAGAAAGAAGUGAACUCCUUUUUCAUUGGUCAGAAUGAGACUGUGACUGAGUACCAGCAGAAAGCGUUGCAAAUAUUGACAAACUUUGAGCAGCAACACAAAGAGAGGACAGUGGAAAUGCAGAAGUUAUCAGAAGGACACUUACUGAAGGUCAAGAUCAACCAGUGCAAUGAUGAAAUUAAUCAACUCUGUAAAGGCCUCAUGGCGCUGGAGUUUCAGAUGGUCAGCCAGCUUGAGGAUAUCACCAACAAGUUGGACAUCAACAUUUCUGAGAUGGUUGGCUACUUCACUGAAUGUGUUCAGGGGACAUUAGCGCAAUGUCGAGAUCUUGAGGAUGAUUAUAAUGGGAAGGUACGAGUGACUGCUUUAGCACUUCUGGAUGAUGCUUCCAAGGACAACCUGGAUGAAUUUUUGCCAGAUCCUGUUAAAAUUCUGUUUACAUGCAAAGAGACAGUGAUGGAUGCACUGGCAACCGGCCACGAUAACCACCUGAUGAAGAUCAAUGACCAAGAGACUGAGAUGGUUUCACGUGCCAAUGCCUGGAAAGUGGCCCUCAUUAAAGGGAUUCAAGACAAAGACCUUAAGCAGAACCGCACGCGCAUCAAAGACAUCCACAGAUAUAUGGACCAUCUGUGCGUUCAGCUGGAGGAGUUUCAGUAGCAGUAUAAUUUCAGUGUUAUCUACUUGGGUAUACAAACAACAAACUGCAGUUCUGAAUAGAAGGCUAUAUUCAAUGAUUCAAAUAUGUGUAAGGCUUGGUUAAAAAAGUAGUGUGAAAAAUAAGAAUGUGAAGGAAAAUGUCUUUUAAAUGCUAUCUGAUUUCAUGCUCUGUAUUGUCAUAUGUGUAACACAAACUAAAUAAAUAUG
Messenger RNA from Eleginops maclovinus (Patagonian blennie), 1989 nucleotides. It is a transcript of the gene drc3, whose product is annotated as dynein regulatory complex subunit 3. The transcript has 12 exons. Gene Ontology annotation, cellular component: cilium. Gene Ontology annotation, molecular function: protein binding. Lineage: Eukaryota; Metazoa; Chordata; Actinopteri; Perciformes; Eleginopidae. The coding region runs from base 133 to 1782 and encodes 549 amino acids. The record is from RefSeq and is a predicted model, not a curated record.